This is a messenger RNA of Rhododendron vialii, 1303 nucleotides long. RefSeq names its product plant cysteine oxidase 3. Gene Ontology annotation, molecular function: oxidoreductase activity, acting on single donors with incorporation of molecular oxygen, incorporation of two atoms of oxygen. Bases 249 to 1061 code for a protein of 270 amino acids. The record is from RefSeq and is a predicted model, not a curated record. NCBI's taxonomy places the organism in Eukaryota, Viridiplantae, Streptophyta, Magnoliopsida, Ericales, Ericaceae. The transcript is spliced from 5 exons.
GCCAAAAUUUGAAGGUCCUAGACUUCGGUCUCUCAGGCCUUACCUUAGAACUGACCCUAAAAGAAAAAGUUCGUAGCUGAUCUUAUUUGAGAAUCCGGAAAGGCCCCUUGGAUCCUCCCGUUGCCAAGUCUCGAAGGAAGUAAAGUCACAAAACAUUUCUUCUUUUUUGCAAAAUUUAUCCAAAACAUUUCCAAUAUUUGGAAAAGCAUAAUCAUCAUCUCUCAUCUCAUCAGACAAAGAGGAGGUUUAUGGUGUGCAUGUAUCGGGGGCUUGUGACCAUGACGAAGAAGGCUUUCCCUUCUUCUUCAUCUUCUUCUUCUGUUCAAGAAUUAUACGACCUCUGUAAAAAGACCUUUACGCCCUCAGGAACAUCUCCCGCUUCUCCUCAUGCCAUCCAGAAGCUCUGCUCUCUCUUGGACACAAUACGUCCUGCUGAUAUUGGUCUCAAGGAGGAAGAUCAGGGGGAUGAUAGAGGGCAUGGAUUAUUUGGGCUUCCUCGCUUUAAUAGAGUCGGACGAUGGGCUCAACCGAUAACAUACGUGGAUGUACAUGAGUGUGAUAGUUUUACGAUUUGUAUAUUUUGCUUUCCAACUUCUUCUGUUAUUCCACUCCACGAUCAUCCUGGGAUGACUGUUUUGAGCAAAGUUCUCUAUGGCUCCUUGCAUGUAAAAGCUUAUGAUUGGGUUGAGCCUGAAAAAAUGCAAAGAAGCAUGGGACCAAAUGACUCACCAGUGAGAUUGGCAAAAUUGACGGUUGAUAAAGUGCUAACAGCACCGUGUGGAACCUCAGUUUUGUAUCCAAGUCGAGGAGGUAAUGUGCAUUGUUUUACAGCAAUCACCCCUUGUGCCAUGCUCGACAUACUUACGCCCCCUUACCAAGAAGCUGCGGGCAGAAAAUGUACUUACUACCAUGAUUACCCUUAUUCCAGCUUCACAACAGGAAAAGGAGAUGAGUUAAAUGAUGGCAAUGAAGAGGAUUAUGCAUGGCUUGCACAGAUAGGAACACCAGAUGACCUCUAUAUGCGGUCAGGAGAGUAUCAGGGCCCAGUUAUUAAAGUUUAGCUUCGGUUUGCAUGCGUUGGUGAUCGAGCAUGUGCUUGCGUAACGUUCGAAGUGAGGUUCAGGUCCCAGAAGACAUUUGUAGAGCAUUUAACAACAAUACUCUUAGCCAACAUGAAGACUGAUUUGCCUCUGUACUGUUUGUACUGCAGUUUUUGUAAUACAGUUAACAGCCUUUCACGGAAAACAUUUUGCAAGCAAGGAGUCCUGUUUACCUAAUAACAAAAUGCACAGGUUUUGGUUAA